This is a messenger RNA of Chlorocebus sabaeus (green monkey), 2706 nucleotides long. The record is from RefSeq and is a predicted model, not a curated record. Lineage: Eukaryota; Metazoa; Chordata; Mammalia; Primates; Cercopithecidae.
AACAGCCUACAAAGGGGAGGUGCUAGAAGUCGGACCGGAAGUGGAAGCGGUCCUCCAAGGCUUUUUUGCCGCUGGUGUCAGGAGUAUUUUCAUAUCCCAAUACCGAGAAAUCUUUGAGAUUUCUGGGUGUCUCUGGGGAGCUCCUGGGCCAGAUCUUCCUCCAGACUCCAGCCUACCUCUUCAGAGCAGCUCUGCUUGAGUUCACAGAUGACUGCCAAGCUUCACACACCCUAGAGGAAAAGGGUUGAGACCCAGUGUGGCCAUGCCAGCUAAUUGGACCUCAUCUCAGAAAUCCUCAGCCCUGGCUCCAGAGGAUCAUGGCAGCUCCUGUGAGGGAUCAGUGUCCUUCAGGGAUGUAGCUAUCGAUUUCAGCAGAGAGGAAUGGCGGCACCUGGACCCUUCGCAGAGAAACCUGUACCGGGAUGUGAUGCUGGAGACCUACAGCCACCUGCUCUCAGUAGGGUAUCAAGUUCCUGAAGCAGAGGUGGUCAUGUUGGAGCAAGGAAAGGAACCAUGGGCACUGCAGAGUGAGAGGCCGCGUCAAAGCUGCCCAGGAGAGAAAUUAUGGGACCAUAAUCAAUGUAGAAAAAUCCUCAGUUAUAAACAAGUAUCCUCUCAACCACAAAAAGUUUAUCCCGGGGAGAAACCUUAUGAAUGCGCUGAAUUUGAAAAAAUAUUCACCCAGAAGUCACAGCUCAAAGUACACCUGAAAGUUCUUGCAGGAGAAAAGCUCUAUGUAUGCAUUGAAUGUGGGAAGGCUUUUGUACAGAAGCCAGAAUUUAUUAUACACCAGAAAACCCAUAUGAGAGAGAAACCCUUUAAAUGCAAUGAAUGUGGAAAAUCCUUUUUUCAAGUAUCGUCUCUCUUCAGACAUCAGAGAAUUCAUACCGGAGAGAAACUCUAUGAAUGCAGCCAAUGUGGGAAAGGCUUCUCUUAUAACUCAGAUCUCAGUAUACAUGAGAAAAUUCAUACUGGAGAGAGACACCAUGAAUGCACUGACUGUGGCAAAGCAUUCACACAAAAGUCCACACUCAAGAUGCAUCAGAAAAUCCACACAGGCGAGAGAUCCUACAUCUGUAUUGAAUGCGGACAGGCCUUCAUCCAGAAGACUCAUUUGAUUGCACACCGAAGAAUUCAUACUGGAGAGAAACCAUAUGAGUGCAGUAACUGUGGCAAAUCCUUCAUUUCCAAGUCACAACUUCAGGUACAUCAACGCGUUCACACAAGAGUGAAGCCCUAUGUAUGUACCGAAUAUGGGAAGGUCUUCAGCAAUAAUUCCAACCUCAUUACACAUAAGAAAGUCCAAAUUAGAGAGAAAUCUUCUAUAUGUACUGAGUGUGGGAAGGCCUUUACCUACAGGUCAGAGUUGAUUAUUCAUCAGAGAAUUCACACUGGAGAGAAACCGUAUGAAUGCAGUGACUGUGGAAAAGCCUUCACUCAGAAGUCAGCACUCACAGUGCAUCAGAGAAUUCAUACAGGAGAAAAAUCAUAUGUAUGCAUGAAAUGUGGACUGGCCUUCAUUCAGAAGGCACAUUUGAUUGCACAUCAAAUAAUUCAUACUGGAGAAAAACCUUAUAAAUGUGGUCACUGUGGGAAAUUGUUUACUUCCAAGUCACAACUCCAUGUUCAUAAACGAAUUCACACAGGAGAAAAACCCUAUAUGUGCAAUAAAUGUGGGAAGGCAUUCACCAACCGGUCAAAUCUCAUUACACAUCAGAAAACUCAUACAGGAGAGAAAUCUUAUAUAUGUUCCAAAUGUGGAAAGGCCUUCACCCAGCGGUCAGACUUGAUUACACAUCAGAGAAUCCAUACUGGGGAGAAGCCUUAUGAAUGCAGUACUUGUGGAAAAGCCUUCACUCAGAAGUCACACCUCAAUAUACACCAGAAAAUUCAUACUGGAGAGAGACAGUAUGAAUGCCACGAAUGUGGGAAAGCCUUCAACCAGAAAUCAAUACUCAUUGUUCAUCAGAAAAUUCAUACAGGAGAGAAACCCUAUGUAUGCACCGAGUGUGGAAGAGCUUUCAUCCGCAAGUCAAACUUUAUUACUCAUCAAAGAAUUCAUACUGGAGAGAAACCUUAUGAAUGCAGUGACUGUGGGAAGUCCUUUACCUCCAAGUCUCAGCUCCUGGUGCAUCAGCCAAUCUCACAGCCAGGAGAGAAACCCUAUGUGUGUGCCGAGUGUGGGAAGGCCUUUAGUGGCAGGUCAAAUCUCAGUAAGCACCAGAAAACUCAUAUACGGGAGAAAAGCCCUAAGAUCUGUUCUGAAUGUGGAAGACCUUCGACAGAAGUCAGAGUUGAUUACACAUCAUAGAAUCUACACUGAGAGAAACCAUAUGAGUGAAAGAGACUUUUAGUCCCUUUUUCCCACUCCCAGGCCUUGGCAAUCACCAGUCUGUUUCUGUCUCUAUAGUUCUGCCUUUUCCAUAAUAUUGUAUAAGUGGAGUCAUUGUGUGUGUGUGUUUUGUAUGUGUAUGUGUAUCUCCUUUUGAGUCGGAGUGCUUUCAUUUAACGUGAUGUGUUUGAGAUUCAUCCAUAUGGUUAUAUGAAAAAAACAAAAUAGAAAAUAUGGCGAUGAAAAAGAUGCUCAACAUCUUUAAUUAUCAGGAAAAUCUAAAUUAAACCACAAUGAGAUACUGCUAUAGAAUGGGCUUUUAGAAUGGCUAAAAAUGAAAAUGUACCACACAUUGGCGAAUACAGACUGAUGGA